Juglans microcarpa x Juglans regia is the source of this 4321-nucleotide messenger RNA. Its product is annotated as peptide-N4-(N-acetyl-beta-glucosaminyl)asparagine amidase A. The transcript is spliced from 2 exons. Bases 543 to 2408 code for a protein of 621 amino acids. Gene Ontology annotation, cellular component: vacuole. NCBI's taxonomy places the organism in Eukaryota, Viridiplantae, Streptophyta, Magnoliopsida, Fagales, Juglandaceae. The record is from RefSeq and is a predicted model, not a curated record.
AGCUCACACAUAACCAUCAUAAGAAAAAUCUAGAUAUGGGAAGUUUUUAGGUGACGCCAUUUACAAGGAAAAGUAACAUCGAAAACAUUAUUCAGACAACUUUACGCGCAUGUAUAUAGGAUGUACCUCGAAAUACACCAGCUAUUCAACAUCUGUCUGUCUUUUGUUUUUUCUAUUUAUGUUUUAUUUAUUAGUUUUAUUUUUGGCCUUUUCCCCCUUCCAUACCACGCCAGACUUUGACAAUACCCAUUGGCCUAUAUAAAGUGUAUAGAUUAUGGUAUCCAAAGACUCACUUCCAAGUCAAGCUUGUUUGGUACCGUAAGAGAUUCCAUCCAAUUCGAAAAGAGAGGAAAGCUGUUUCCCCUCUGGCCUAAAUAACCUGUCAAUUUGUUAACCAAAAUCAGUGCAUCUUGCUCCUUAAAAGGCAUUGUUUUUUACUCCAAAUAGAGAAGACACCACAGGAAAAAGAAAAGAAAAAACCCACAUUUAUUUGCCCACGGAAAAGAUAAAGGAAAACCAACAGUCCGACACAACUACCACCUAUGGCUUUCUCCUGUCUUUCCCCUCUUCCUCCCUCCCUCUUUCUUCUCCUCCUUCUCUACCAACCUUUCUUCUCCACAGCCAAUCUCCACAAAACCAGUCUCCUCAGAGCAGAGUUUCUCUCCCACAGCACACCCAUCAAGGAUACCCCUCCGACUCGCUUCUUUGAAGUAACCAAGCCCAUCGAACUCCCCAAAUCCAAGCCUUGCUCUUACCUCGUCCUCCAACAUGAUUUUGGCUACACUUACGGCAAACCCCCGGUUCUUGCAAACUAUACCCCUCCCUCACACUGCCCAUCUGAAAAAUUCUCCAAGAUUGUCUUUGAAUGGAAUGCAACCUGUAAAGGCCGGCAAUUCGACCGCAUCUUCGGCGUUUGGCUCGGUGGGGUCGAGCUUCUUCGUAGCUGCACGGCAGAGCCGAGGGCUACUGGGAUUGUUUGGAGUGUUGAGAAGGACAUUACCAGGUAUUAUUCGCUGCUUAUGAAGAAUCAAACACUUGCUGUUUAUCUUGGUAAUCUGGUUGAUAAUACUUAUACUGGGGUGUACCAUGUGAAUAUAACCAUUCGUUUUUAUCCUGCUGAAAAGAAGUUCAAUAGUUACGGGUCGAACUCCGAUAGCUCUGUGUCCAAGUAUCAUUCCCCGGCCGAUUUGAUCUUGCCCUUUUCGCGAGACCUGCCGUUGAAUGAUGGGCUGUGGUUUGAGGUUGAGAAUUCCACGGAUAUUGCGUUGAAGAAAUUCAACAUUCCUCGAAAUGCUUAUAGGGCUGUGUUGGAGGUCUAUGUUUCAUUUCAUGAAAAUGAUGAAUUUUGGUAUUCGAAUCCUCCGAACGAGUACAUUGAGGCCAAUAAUCUUACUGGUACGCCUGGAAAUGGACCUUUUAGGGAGGUUGUGGUUAGUCUUGAUGGUGAUGUUGUUGGUGCAAUUUGGCCUUUUACUGUGAUUUAUACCGGAGGGAUCAAUCCUCUCUUGUGGAGACCCAUUACUGGCAUUGGAUCGUUCAAUCUCCCAUCUUAUAAUAUUGAAAUCACGCCAUUUUUAGGGAAGAUAUUGGAUGGAGAGGUCCAUGAGUUCGGAUUUAGUGUAUCAAAUGCCUUGAAUGUUUGGUACAUAGAUGCAAAUUUGCAUCUUUGGUUGGACAGCAAGAGCACAAAAGUAACAGGGGAGCUUUUAAAGCACAAUAGCUUGCCUCUUGCUUUUUCCGUGGAAUCUGAUUUUAAGGGUUUAAAUGGAACGUUUUUUACUAGUGUAAGCAGGUCCAUAUCAUCAAGUGGAUGGGUCAAGUCUUCCCAUGGGACUUUCACAACCAACUGGAUUCAAAACCUACGUUACAGUAAUUCAAUGGUGAUGGGGAAUAAUGGGAAUUUGCAGCUUGUGAAUCAAACCACCCAUUUCAAUGACAGUGUCCAUGCAAAGAUGCCAUCCUCUUCUGUUUACUCAUCGGAAUCGCACAAAAAAUUUACCCUUUAUUUAUACUCCAACUACUUGGAUCAAGGAAAUGGAACUUCUUUUUCUCUUGCAAAUAUCACAUUGGGAUUUAAUGAGAAGAAGUCUGAGGCUGUUGGCUCUGAUUUAUCAAAGAGCUCUCUCGAAAAUGUGCAGAAUGGGCAGGGCUAUAUUGCUGUAAAGAACAACUUGGUUGUCAGAGGAUUGGGCAGUACACAACAAGUGUACAAAUAUGAUGGCAGCAAUUUCUGUUACUUCAGAAAUGUGAGCAGCUCGAACUAUACCAUUCUGUACGAUAAAGUGGGAAACAUAUGCAAAGGAAGAACAAAGUCUCAUUUAAAUUUUGGUUUAAGCAGCCGGCAGCCUUUCCACACACGAAGGCCUUUUCUAGCACCCAGUUUUCUUGAUAACAGUAAAGGAGCUUAGAUUGUUCAUCUUGGUUGAUUCUGCAAUUUGCUCCAUAAAAUAACUCCUUUUAUAUGAUAUUCCUGGGAAUUCCUGCUACCGGUACCACAAAUGAAAUGUAAGUGUAUUGUAGUUUGUAAUCAUUAAGAAGACCGACUUGUGGAUAUUCUUGUGAUUGGGUAUUAAGUUAUCUGCAUUAAAUCCCGGUUUUGUUUUCCAAUAGAUGGUGAACACCUUCUUUACUAAUCUGACUUCAAAUAUUCUGGCAAAUUUCCAUCUGUGUAUGAUGAGGGUGCUCAAGGGGAUACGCACGUAUACUUGUUUCAUAUGAGAUUUACCAUAUAUAGCCAGUAUGCUUUCAGAACUUCUAUGUUCUUGUAAUAGGCGAGUUGUUCAGGUAACAAAACCUUCUUAUUCUGUUGAUUUGUGCUUUGUGUUCAUCAAAUCUUAAACUCUCGCAGAUGGAUGCUCACUUUUAUUGCACCACUUUUUAAGAGAAAUACUCUAACCACAAAUGGAUUAAUAAUCCCACAAAUUGAUGUGACAUGAUGUGAUUCGUUAGAUUGUAAAGUUACUUUUAUUAUAAAGUAGAUCUAAUGGACUACAUGAAGUCACGUCAGUUUGUGGGAUUAUUUUUGUGUAAUCUCUUUGUAGUUGUAGCAGUACUCUUUUAUUAAAAGGUGCAAAGAUUACUUAAUUUCUAUUUACUAAUUACGGUGAAACUAAGUAAAUCUUGUUAGAAGUGUAUAAUUGUGCUAUGCAAAUUAGUCAAAUGACUAAUUUAGAAAAUAGAAAGAAUGUUUUCUGAAUGCUUAGUUUACUCCUAGUGUCCGAAUGGCUUAUAUUCCUACUGUUGUUAGAGUACAACCAGCGAGAAGUUUGCUUUACAUGCUCAUACGUCAGCUUGAAGCACCUACCUUGAGGAAACUAGAGUGACAAGAAUAGUCAUACGUGACUUGAAGAAUGUGGUUCAUUUUCAUCCUUUAACUGAUUCCUGGUCUCGUUUAGAUCCUUUGAUUCUGUGUUGAAAGAGUCUAGAGACUAGAUUGUUGUCAACCUCACUCCAUGAUGGUUAUAUCUUACUAUGCCAAUACACCCUGCAGUCACAAAAUAUGGAGCUAAUUCUGAAAGGCCAACUGAAGGAGCUACAUCCUCUUGUGGGUACUUGGCAGUUGAAGAUUAUUGUUCUGAUCUGAAACAAACUGUACUGUCAUUUGAUGGGAGAAAACUGGUAAUUGAGUUUGUAAGCAGUUUCCAGACAACAUCUUACCUUUAGUACAGCUAUUAAUGCUAACCAAGUGACACACUGGAGCCAUGGGUCAUCAAAGAGGUAGAAUCCCCCCUCCUCCCCUCCCCUUCACUAUGCAAGGCCAAUGAACUCCUUGCUUCAAUCCAUUCUUUCACUUUUAGGCAAGGGCUGAUAGUAGCUGUGGUAGUAAUGUCACGGAGCCCCGCGACCAACCCGAGGAAUCGUUCUGGAAAGUCAUCUAGGGACAUUAAACGUAAUUCUAGAAAAGCGUUGCCAAAAAAAAAAAAGAGAAAAUCCCGAGUCUUGGCAGUUCGAGUGAGAGUUUAUUAGCCUAGUUGUUUAUUUUUAUGAAUGGGAUCAAGUAAUUCCCCAUUUCUUUCAAUAUAUUCUUGAGCCAUAUUUACCUUUCUUCCUGUAGAAUUCGCAUCUCAAUCCUAUGCAGGUUUGGAUGAGAAUGUGAGUGCAUGAUGCUCAAUAUCUGAAAACUGAUACCGAUGCAGUCUGGUAUAUAAAAUUUUGGUUCUGGACUCAGUUUCAUUUGCACUACACAACUGAUAAUGAGGAUGGCAAUGCAGAGAAAUUAGAGAAUGGACUUUAUUAACAGUACAAGAAUAUGUAUCGUAUUCUCUACUAUAUUAUGGAGUGCAAGUUUGCAUUAUUAUUUUCUGGGAAUUGUUCGAAGUUU